AUGAAUAAGAGGACCCUGUCCAAUGACGAAAACGAAAACGAGAAAAACAAAAGCGGCGUGAAGAGAUACCUGAUGAGCAAUGAUGACCCGUUUGAAAGCCAGAAAAUGUUUCACGAAAACAACUGCGCGUCCAAAAUGAGUGCCAAUUCGCUAAUCGAAAUGAAGGAGGAAGAGCAGUACGUUCUUACCGACAUGAAUAACAACUUGAAUGGAAAUGAUAACAACGCGGACAUGAGUUGUGGCAUGGGUCUAGGCAGCACCCUGAUUGAUGCCAAUAUGAACAAUGAUCGGGAGAACACCAAGUACGGGGGGGUUACCACGAUGAGCGAAUUUGGCUACGGAGGCGUGGUAGGGGGAAGUUGCGUUGUGAACAGCUGCGUGGGGGCCCCCAGGGACGGCGGAGCGAGCAGCCAGCCUCCGAACAUAUACUUCCCCAGCGACAGUAAGAAAAGAAAGGGCACCAAGUACACCGGAAUGCCAUUUCUCAAGAAGGAAAAAAACUGCGUCAACACAUUCCUUGUUCUGAAAGACGUACCCAGAGAUGCCGACGAGGAGGACAUCAAAUCCUUUAUGAGGCCAUUUAUUACAAAUACUAAUCCAGAAAUUGUCUUCGAUCGGGAUGGGAUUAUUGUGAAGCUUUACGAUGAUGAAUUGAACAAGACUAUUUUCAACUACUUUGAUGAGCACCCGACACAGAUCAAGGGCUCAUUCGUGAGUGUCAAGCUGUCCAAUCUUAGUGACGACAGUGGCGCUGCCGCCAUUAAUAAGGAGAACUUGGACGAGUACGAAAGCAGAAGCGUCGCCGCGAACGCCGCAGCGAAUGCCGGCCAGAUUGGAGGCCCGAUUGGCAGUCCUAUUGUCGGUCCUAUUAGCGUCCCCAUUGGUGGUCCCAUUGUCGGAAAUGCAAACAAUCUGGGCAGCGGCGGCAACGUGCCAGGCACGAACAAUGCUCCAGAAGGCACAAAUAAAAAAACGGUCAAGCACAACAAGAACGAAGCUUCAAGAGUCAUCCUUGUGUCUAUCCUUAACAUGCACUAUCCAGUCGACAUAGACUUAAUAUACUAUCUCUUUAGCAAAUGUGGAACGGUGGAAAAAGUCAUCACUUUCUCGAGAAACCCGCUAAUAUAUCAAGCCUUAGUUCAAUUUCAGAACAUCGAGACUGCACAGGAAGCCAUCAAAAUGCUACACAACAGGAACAUAUAUGAUGGCUGUAACACUAUACAGAUUCAGUACUCCUUUUUAAAGGAGCUGGUUGUCAAGGCAAACAACGCCAGCUCACGGGAUUACACGGCGGAUAACCUGGGAAAAAAUAAGAACCUCUUGAAUUUCCAGACCUCGCACGGUGUGCUGCCUACCCCGACACGGAAGGGAAACGAUUCCGAGUUGUACCUCAUGCUGGAAAGGAAAUUCAAGCUAGUCGACUUCGACGCGAAGAACCCCUCCAAAACGCCGGUUCUGAUUUGUUACAACAUACCGAAGGACUACACGGAUGUGCAUAAGCUCUUCAACCUGUUCAGCGUAUACGGCUUCGUGUCUCGAAUAAAAAUCCUGCGGGAUAAACCCGACUGCGCGCUCAUUCAGUACGGGGGCUAUCUGUUCGCCUCAGUAGCUCAGGAGUGUCUGCACCACGCGAAAGUUGGUGACCAGGUUUUGGAGCUCCACUUUUCGAAAAUUCUAGACAUUCGUAUUGCGCCACAGCACAAAAAAGUAGAGUCGUACAAGGCCAAAACGUUCAGCAGCUACGAUCAGCGACAUUUGCUGUCAGACCAAGCGAAGUACAUAAAGGGCGCGUGCAAGCCAACCAAAACGCUGUUCAUAUCGAACGUAAGCGAUGAAGUAACAGAGGAAUGCAUGAUGAACCUUUUUAUGAAGUACGGAGAGAUUAAAAAAAUAAAAAUCCAACCAGUUAAGGAGGGAAAGAAACACAUAACCUUCAAAGUGGAGUUGAGUUCAGAGGACUUGGUAAGAAAUGAGGAGAGUAAUUAA
Plasmodium inui San Antonio 1 is the source of this 1986-nucleotide messenger RNA. RefSeq lists its product as hypothetical. Gene Ontology annotation, cellular component: nucleus. The transcript has 4 exons. The record is from RefSeq and is a predicted model, not a curated record. Gene Ontology annotation, biological process: regulation of RNA splicing. The coding region runs from base 1 to 1986 and encodes 661 amino acids. NCBI's taxonomy places the organism in Eukaryota, Apicomplexa, Aconoidasida, Haemosporida, Plasmodiidae. Gene Ontology annotation, molecular function: mRNA binding.